UGAGGCUUCAUCAGGAUCUGAUGACACAGCAAUAGUGAUCAGAAAUCCCUCCGAAAAAAGAGACGCAGAGGAUCGUCGUCUGGGUCGAGUAAGAUCAAUAGAUUGUUUAUGUCCUUUUUGUAACUUUGUUGCAACCAUAUAUAUGCUCUUGUUAAUCUGUGUACUCUGUGUGUUCUCUGUGUACUGUCAAUUGUCAAUCACCUCUCCCAAGAUGAUUGAGGACAUCCUCAAGAGUAGCCCUGGAGGUGAUAAGAUCACACAUGAGUAUGCUCACACAAAAACAUUGUCAGAUGUCAGAAGAUGUGACCUAGUGAAGAUACUAGUUGCACAUCUGACAAAUGAGCAUGGCACAAGCCCCCCUAGGAGAUUGAAGGAGGAAUACGCCAAAGGAAUCAUCUGCCUUUUUCCUUACUUGGCUGACCCCCUGAGCAAGCUUGGCUAUGAACAUUUUUAUAAUGCUGAAGAUGGAAGUGGGCAUUUGGCUUGGAGAAUCAAAACUCUGCAGAAAGAGGUGUCCGAGGGGCGAAUGAAACGGUCACGACAACUUCAAACAGGUGGGCCAACUUCACACAGGGAUCCAUUGAAAGAAGACAUCCAAUGGGACGAACAGCAGUGUCAAGAAGCAAUUGCUCUGAUGAAGCAUUCCACGGAUGAAGUUGUAGUGAAGGAGAAAAUGAGGCUAACCCUGGCCUAUCGUCAGAAGUUGCUGCACGAUCCUGAGAACUCAGCCGACAUCCUAUCUGUUUUUCCUCGUUUCUUGGACAUUCCAGGUUUGAUUGAUCAAGAUUUCAGGAGUCUUUUUGGUGACGCAACCUCUGCAAAGAUGUUGGAGAAGUGGACCACCAACUUUCAAGCAAAGGUUGUUGCUCAGUGUCGUGAGCUUACACUGACUGGAGAUGUACAAGACCUCAUCCAAAAUGCUGAAGCCACUGAAGUAGAUGAUGGCUGGGACAGUGACAUGUCAUCAAUGCUGUUGCUGGUUCACCUUCUGCCACCUUCAAGCCAAGGCCGAAAAAGACCAGGGAAAAUCUCAGCCAGACAAGCAUGCGACAGUCUUGUAAAAUUCAUCAAGAUUGGGACCAGCAUCCAAGGACACCUGGACAACAUCUCUGGGAGUCUCCAGCCAUACCUACUUGCUGUUGGUGCCAAGAAGAGCAUGAUCGAGUCUUACUACAUCGUGAUCGACAAACAUGCUCUACCCUGUAAGACCUCAACUUCAUUGGCUUGUGUUGAUGAACUUUUCAAAGCACAUUUCGUCUUUGGCACAAGAUACUGUCAGGAAUUGACCAAUGUGUACACCUUUCUGCCAACCACUGUCUAUGACAUAGAUGUGGAAAACACCAAGGUAAAUCCUAGAGUUGCAGAGUUGAGGGCCAGGACGCUGAAGUAAACUCCUAUGAUCUGCUUCAUUUGUGCAAGAUGUCAUGCCAGUGUCAAUGCCUUGAUUAAGCACUUUAAGUUGGUUCAUGGUCUUUGUCCCGGAAAAACUCUCAGGUUAAAAUGUGCUCAAAGGGGUUGUGCACAUGUAUAUAAUAGUUUUUCUGGAUUACGAAAGCAUCUCACUAAGUGUUCUUUGCGUGACAGUUCUAUUGUUAAUGAAAGUUCAUCUUCAGCCAGUGCCUGGAGAAUGAGAUGCCUGUGUUUCAUGUAAUCCAGAAUAUUGUUGUAAGAGAUGAGUGUGUGACUGCUAUGAAAACUCUUUAUUUAGAGGAACAUGUCCAUGCUUUCAAGGUUAUGCACACCACAGAAACACCCAUUGUUUUGGAAUUUAAAGACCUUUUGCACCACAAGUCUUUUGAUAUUUUAAUGUCAUGUGGUCUUGAUUCAGAUUUGUUUAUAAUUCCUUAUUU
Molecule: messenger RNA, 1850 nt
Organism: Gadus macrocephalus (Pacific cod)
Lineage: Eukaryota; Metazoa; Chordata; Actinopteri; Gadiformes; Gadidae
Exons: 8
Coding region: 143-1390 (415 amino acids)
Source: RefSeq, a predicted model, not a curated record